AUGGCGUUCUUCCUCCGGCGUCCCUUCGCCGUAUCCUCGGCUCUCCGUCAAGCCCCCAAGCUUUCCUCCAACACCUCCCGUUUCAUCCACAACUCCCCGUUCAAGCCACAGGCCACCAAGCCGCUGGGAGCCUCGUCCAUCCUGAACAAGUCCCGUCAAACCUUCCAGAAUGCAUUCCGCCGGACAUACAUGCAGCAGUCCACCACCACUGCGCAAGGUGGCAACGCCACCUCGAAGCUGGUGUACGGCGCUGCCAUCGUUGGCGGCACCAUUAUGGCCACCAAUUUCAUCUUCAACCGCGAGACCCGCGAGGACGGUGGCAUGCCCGCAUUCGAGCGCAGCUUUCUGAAUGAAACCUUCAUGCACACCGGUCUCGGUAUCGGUAUUAUCGGUAUUGCGGCGCGCGCUCUGCAUAUGAACGGUUGGUCGUACCGCCUGAUGGCCUUCAACCCGUGGGUUGUCGUGGGUCUCGGUCUGGUUGGUAGCAUUGGCACGAUGUACGGCACUUUCUACACGUCUCCGGAUAAUUACGUCAUGAAGUACGGCCUCUGGACCGCCUUCAACCUCACCCAGGCCGCGCUCCUCUCCCCUCUGAUGUUCAUGCACCCCGCCCUGCUCGCCCGUGCUGGUCUCUACACCGUUGGCAUGAUGGGUUCGAUUGCCUUCGUCGGCGCCACUGCCAAGCAGGAGAAGUACCUCUACCUCGGCGCCCCGCUGCUUGCCGGUGUGACCAUCGUCGCCCUAUCUGGAUUCGCUCCCCUGGUUCUGCCCGCCACCGCUGCCCGCACCCUGAUGUGGUCUGAGCGCAUCUGGCUGUACGGCGGUCUCGCUGUCUUCGGUGGCUUCACCCUCUACGACGUGCAGAAGAUUCUGCACCACGCUCGUCUGGCCGAGCGCGGUCUGAUCCAGCGCGAUGUCGUCAAUGAGAGUGUUAGCCUCGAGCUGGACUUUAUCAACAUCUUCAUCCGUAUGGUCCAGAUUCUCGGCAUGCGGAGCAACAACCGGAAGUAG
Molecule: messenger RNA, 1011 nt
Organism: Penicillium lagena
Lineage: Eukaryota; Fungi; Ascomycota; Eurotiomycetes; Eurotiales; Aspergillaceae
Product: Bax Inhibitor family protein
Exons: 2
Coding region: 1-1011 (336 amino acids)
Cellular component (GO): mitochondrial inner membrane
Source: RefSeq, a predicted model, not a curated record